Molecule: messenger RNA, 2343 nt
Organism: Mytilus californianus (California mussel)
Lineage: Eukaryota; Metazoa; Mollusca; Bivalvia; Mytilida; Mytilidae
Exons: 8
Coding region: 1-2301 (766 amino acids)
Biological process (GO): urea transmembrane transport
Cellular component (GO): plasma membrane
Molecular function (GO): urea transmembrane transporter activity
Source: RefSeq, a predicted model, not a curated record
AUGAAAUUGGUAAUUCUUGUGGUGUUUCUUGCACGUAUUGCAUUUGCCAGUAACUCGUCCUGUCGGGUGACGUCACUAAAAUAUGAAAAACAAUCACAGAUAACGCCAAUACUUGAAAAACACGAAGCGCUUCUUUUAAUGUUCCUUGGUUUUGGAGGUCUAUCGUUCACCUUAGGGAUAGUCCACUUUGCAGUUCGCCGAUAUAUCUAUCGUGAUGCACAUAGCUUAGAUACAGUUUUUGACGCCGGUGGAAAAGUAACACUAGGUCUUACAGCUGUCACAGUGGCAUCGCAAAUGUUAUGGCCGUCUGACUUUCUACAAAGUGCUACAAUCAUGAGUAAGACAGGACUGGGAGGCUCAUUAUUUUAUGCAGUAUCAAUUGUGUUGGAUAUUUUAAUGUUCCCGGUACUUUCAUUAACACUUAAGACUAGGGCACCGGGUGCUAAAACUUUCCUGCAGAUUAUUUACGCACGCUUUGGAAAAGGAGCACAUAUUGUGUUUUGUUGUAUUGCACUGUUUACUAAUUCAAUAACAGUGAUGGCGCUUAUCUUAGCAGCUAGAGCCGCCAUUUAUGUUCUAGUGAAGGAUGUUUCGGACGAAAUGAUUCUUCUUUUGUUGGCUUUUCUUUUUGGUUCAUAUUGUUUUAUUGGUGGACUUGGUACUACCUUUUACAUAUCAUAUUUUAACACGGCUUUGACAUUCGUCAGUGUUCUAGUGUUUAUUGUACAUGUUACAUAUAAAGAAACUGAUAACAUAUUCGUAAUGAAGGAAAAUAUGUACGAGGCCAUGAAAUGUGUACACGGUCCUGAUGGUAAUUAUCAAAACUCAUUUAUGACAUUUAGAUCUCGAGGAGGUUUGAUAUUUGGAGUAGUUAUGUUUCUAAUGUCAACAUCGGUGAGUUUUUUAGACCAAGCAAACUGGCAAAGUCGAAUUGCAGCCAAGCCCUUCCAGGGUGUUGCAGGCUUUUUCAUUGCUGCCUACCUUUGGUUUGCUAUUCCAUUGACGAUUACUAUUACGUCAACUACAGUUUACAUGUCCAUGAGCUAUCAGAAUGGAACACAUCUACUGAGCCCUUUAGAUAUAGAUUCUGGAUUUAUUACUCCAUAUGUAAUGGAAGCUGUGAUGGGUAAGACAGGAGCUUACAUGUUGAUUACCAUGGUAACGAUGGCAUUGAUGUCCACAGGUUCAGGGGAAGUAAUGGCCGUAUCAUCGAUAAUAGUUUAUGAUAUUUAUAAGGUUUAUAUCAAUCCAUACAGGAAAGGUAUAUAUAUAACACAGUGUCCAUUGUGCGGGAAAGAAAAGUCGCAUACAGAUAAUACAGCAAACUCAGACCAGAUCUGUAAAUGUCCUUCAGUUUUUACAUGUAAAGCCUGUGAAAAAGAUGUCGUUGUCCGACUGAAGGCUGAGCAAUUGAUGCAUCCAUACGAAUGUAGUGUUCAUGGUCGGUAUCGACGAUAUGAAGACGAACUAUUACACUACAAAAGCUGGUGCAUGAUAUUGGUAACAAUUGCCAUAGUGCCAUAUGGACUCCUUAUUAUUAACAGUGGUGUAAAUUUAAACUGGGUUAUUUUUACACUGCAGGGUGUUCUCAACGCAUUUCCCUUUCCACUUCUAAUGACUAUUGUAUGGUCAAAGUGUACAGCAAAAGCAGUAAUUACAGGUAGUAUAAUGGGAGUAUUUGGAUAUGUUGCUGGAGUACUAAUUGUAGCCGAGUUAAUGUAUGAAGGAGGGUUAGGUAACUUUCUAACCAAUACUUCCUCAGAUUACAGCCUAUUAGGAGGAAUAACUUCCGCUGUAAUCAUGAGUGUCAGUUCUACAAUAAUCAUAUCGCUCUGCACACAUAAUAUUAAGACAAUACAUGAUGCUGAAAGGGUUUGGGAUAAAACGCUAUCAAUUGACAAUCCGCUUAAUCCUUGGAGAUGCAUUUACGGAGAAGAACUUGCAAAUAUAAAUGUUUCAGAAGAUAUCAAAGUUAAUACAACUCAUAUGACCAAAAUUUUCAGAAGCGCACGGAUACUGGCAGUAGUUGGUGGUUUAAUAAGUUUUGUGAUAUUUGGAGUAGUCAUUCCUGCCAACGUUUUAUCAUUAGAAAUAUUGACUUUUGAUCAGUUUUCAUCAUGGACGUUUGCUUGUCAAGUCUGGGUAAUAAUUGCUGCUGCGUUUGCUAUAGUGGUGCCUCCAGUCGAGGAAACAGUACAAAUUGUAAGGUUCUAUAUCAGGAACAAGCGAAACGAGUUUCUUAAUAAGGAAGAAUAUACGCUUUCUGGGAGUAAGCAAAGCUUGGUAGAUAUAGAAUAUUGAGUGUUUACAUCGAUGAAAAAUAAAAAUUUGGGAGCUACUGUC